Messenger RNA from Ostrinia nubilalis (European corn borer), 1104 nucleotides. RefSeq names its product large ribosomal subunit protein mL44 (gene mRpL44). The coding region runs from base 78 to 1055 and encodes 325 amino acids. Lineage: Eukaryota; Metazoa; Arthropoda; Insecta; Lepidoptera; Crambidae. The transcript has 6 exons. The record is from RefSeq and is a predicted model, not a curated record. Gene Ontology annotation, molecular function: ribonuclease III activity; double-stranded RNA binding. Gene Ontology annotation, biological process: RNA processing.
AAUCUUUUUGACAGUUGCUCGUAAGAUGCAAAAACAAUUCCUAUUUUUUCUAUAAAUUCGUAAAAUAAAGUAACAAAAUGAAUAAAAUAGCUUUGGUAACACGGUUUGUGCCUUUAAUUUCCAAAGUGAGACAAGUUGUACCCAUCACAAUUCAAAGUCAAAAUAUAAGUCGAUGGGUAGCACCGACUUUACGAAAGUUGAAAAGGAGAGAAGACAAGCUCGGAGGAAAGAAACAGAACCCACGAAAUACGUUUUUGGAAUGGAACCUGGAAGCUGAACUGUAUGCCUUCGGAAAGCGGCUCAAUGAGGACUUCGAUUCAGAUUUACUGCUAGAAGCAUUUACAGACAGGUCAUACGUCAUCAAAGAAGAAUUGAAGCAGAAAGAAAUGGAUAUUGAUAUCAAAGUUAAAGAUAAUAGGCAGUUAGCUGAAGAAGGUGAGAAAUUCAUCAAGGAAUACAUCCAGUUGUACCUGGAAACUGCCCUGCCCAAGUUUCCUCUAGAAGGAGUGGCCGGUGUAAGGCAGCACCUGACCAGUGAGAGCACCCUGGCCCACGUGUCAUCUCAUCUCGGCACUAAGGACAUGAUAUUGGCUGCUGAAUAUCCAGUGGAUAAUCUUAUUCUGGCAAAUGCCUUUAAAGCCAUUGUCGGUGCAUUACUGCAGUCAUCAGGUGAAGUUAGUGCUGCACAUUUCGUAAGGGACUUCGUUAUAACGCAAUUGCAAGGCAAAGAUGUGAAUGAGUACUGGUCAAUAGAAGAUCCUUGGGGCAUGCUCACUAGCCUACUGGCCAAAGAUAACAGCACUGUCGAACCCCGCCUGAUUGGAGAAACGGGAAAGAACACACUUUUAGCUUGUUUCAGAGUAGGGCUCUAUGUGGAUAAACAGAUGAUAUCUUCAGGUUUUGGGGAAACUGUUGCUACUGCAAAGGAAAUGGCAGCAAGAGAAGCGCUAAAGAAAAUAUUUGGCACAGAAGACCACAUGAAACCAAUUAAUUUCAAACUUGACGGAAUACCGAAACGCAAUGCACAAAUGAGAAGUCAAAUAUCUGCAAGUUAAUCAGUGUAAUAUUACAUUAAAAUUAGAAAUAAAAUAGUUUAUUGUGUAA